UGACCCCAGAGAUCUGCCAUGAAACCACACCUGAAGCAAUGGAGGCAAUGCAUGCUCUUCGGCAUAUUCGCGUGGGGGCUUCUCUUCUUGGCGAUCUUCAUCUAUUUCACGGACAGCAACCCCGCUGAGCCUGUGCCCAGCGCCCUGUCCUUCCUGGAGACACGGCGACUGCUGCCAGUGCAGGGCAGGCAGCGCGCCAUCAUGGGCGCCAUUGUGGGUGAAGUGCAUGCACACGAGCCCGCCCAGCUGCGUGUGCGCCCCGUCGGCUCCGCCCACGCAGCGCCCGCGGAUGCACCAGAAGCCGACCCGGGCCCGGGCGGCGCGGGGCCUGAGGACGCGUUUUUCGUCCCCCAGGUCGGGCGGAGAUCCCAAAGCGCCUUCUAUACGGAGGAGGACGAGGACGACUUCUUUCUGAACCAGCCGGGCCAGUCCUCGCCGCCACGCGCCCGCCCCGUGGGGCCGGACCCCCGCAGGCGAGCGCACCGGAGGACCAGGAGCCGCAGGGCGCGCUGGCCCAGAGGCCUGGACGGGGAACGGCCGGCCGCUCCCCUGCCCGGCCUGCUGCUGCGACGGCUGUGGACAGGCGAGGCGUCGGCGCGCAUGCUGAGCCCACGUCUGCAGAAGGCUAUGCGCGACUACGUGCGAGCCAACAAGCACGGCGUGCGGUUCCGCGGCAGGCGCGCCCCGCGGAGGGCCCCGGCUGAACUGCUGUGCGCGCUCCGGCGCGCGCGCCCGCGCACCCUGGAUGGCACCGAGCCGCCGUUUGCCGCGCUGGGGUGGAAGAGCCUGGUGCCCGCCAAGGCCCUGAGCCAGCUGCACCCACGUGGCCUGCGCAGCUGUGCCGUGGUCAUGUCAGCCGGCGCCAUCCUCAACUCCUCGCUGGGCGCGGAGAUCGAUUCUCACGAUGCAGUGCUGAGGUUUAACUCUGCCCCUACACGUGGCUACGAGAGGGACGUUGGAAACAAGACCACCGUCCGCAUCAUCAACUCCCAGAUUCUGACCAACCCCGGCUACCACUUCAUUGACAGCUCUUUGUAUAAAGAUGUCAUUCUGGUGGCCUGGGACCCGGCCCCCUACUCCUCCAACCUUUACCUGUGGUACAAGAAGCCAGAUUACAACCUGUUCACUCCAUAUAUUCAGCACCGUCAGAGCAACCCAGCUCAGCCGUUCUACAUUCUGCACCCAAAGUUUAUAUGGCAGCUCUGGGACAUCAUCCAGGAGAACACGAAGGAGAAGAUCCAGCCUAAUCCACCAUCCUCGGGCUUCAUCGGCAUUGUCAUCAUGAUGUCCCUGUGCGAGGAAGUGCACGUGUACGAGUACAUCCCGUCCGUGCGGCAGACGGAGCUCUGCCACUACCACGAGCUCUACUACGACGCGGCCUGCACGCUGGGCGCCUACCACCCGCUGCUCUUCGAGAAGCUGCUCGUGCAGCGCCUCAACACGGGCUCGCAGGCCGACCUGCACCGCAAGGGCAAGGUGGUGCUGCCUGGCUUCCGGGCGGCCCGGUGCCCCGGAGAGGCCCGCGCCUAGGAGGGCACCGGGAGCCCCCGCACGGAGAGGCGCCGCGCCGUCCUCGGGCCGCAGAGCGCGCUGGAGGCUGGAUCCAGGCCGCACGGAGCGGGCCCUGCGCUGCGCCGAGGCAGGAGGCCACGA
This is a messenger RNA of Octodon degus (degu), 1653 nucleotides long. It is a transcript of the gene St6gal2, whose product is annotated as ST6 beta-galactoside alpha-2,6-sialyltransferase 2. Gene Ontology annotation, molecular function: sialyltransferase activity. Lineage: Eukaryota; Metazoa; Chordata; Mammalia; Rodentia; Octodontidae. Bases 19 to 1530 code for a protein of 503 amino acids. The record is from RefSeq and is a predicted model, not a curated record. The transcript is spliced from 5 exons.